Moesziomyces aphidis is the source of this 1902-nucleotide messenger RNA. Lineage: Eukaryota; Fungi; Basidiomycota; Ustilaginomycetes; Ustilaginales; Ustilaginaceae. The record is from the annotation of a GenBank genome assembly.
AUGUCUGCUCAAAGGUCACAGGAUGACAUGGCUGCGAGCCCAGCUGCCAGGCAGACCGCAUUCAGCUUCGGCGCUCUCGCCGGCUUCUCCUACGAUCCGUGCAGUGGCUUCUCACCGCCCGCACAAGAUCAGUCGUUCUACAGCCGUCGUCCGGCAAGCGACUCUUCUCGCAACACAGCUCCUGGUGACAUGACUCCAGUGCGGCAAAAUUCCGCUCGACAAGGAGAACCUCGCGAGCUUGAGCAGAUUCGCGCUUCCGAACCAUAUUCGUCCGAGCAGUGCGUCUCGCCCCAGCUCAUCGUCCCUUCGCAGGCCGCUCGCAGGCCGCCCGAUCAUGGCGCCCAAGUCUCUCAAUCUGCAAACAGCUCGAUGGUCCAUGAUCCUACAGUCUCCCAGCGUUCUGAGACCUCGAGAGACAAUGCUACACGCGUUUCCCAGCGUCUGACCUUGGAUGAGGACAAUUCUGGAUCCAUCGACACUGCCCAGAGUCAAACGCCACCGCCAGACAUCACCGAGUCAUAUGAAAGGACAGUCAUAUCGAUUUCGAGUGAGUCAGAAGACCAAUUGUCGAGCUCUUCCGACAGCGGCAGUGACAGCGACAGCGACAUGCCCCUCAAUGUCUUCCGUCGACCCGGACAAGCUUUCGUCACGACCAGAUCUGCCGAGCUUUUGCACCAGUCUUCACAUGAUCGAGAGCGACAAGAGUCGAACCUGCAGGCAGAGCGCCCAGCUUCCACACCUGCGCCCGAAGAUCCACUCCCAAUCUCAGCCAAGUCACCUCAAAGCCCCGAUCCUGGGCCACUGAUCAUAGAGCACAGGUUUCAACGCGAUGUGAACUGGGACAAGAAGUGCGAUCGCUGUCGGGACGAAGGUUUCCGCUGUUACACUGCGCAAAACACAACGUCUUGGGCAAAAUCGUGCUUUCUCUGCUACCAAGACCACAAGAUCUGCGCCAUCGACGGCGUGCGCACCCACAAAGGUCGCUCCGCAAACGUGCAUCCGUCCCAAAAGAAGCCAAAACAGGCCACAGCAGCUAAGAGUCCUCCAAAACAGAAUCAGCGCACCUCAGCUCGGCUUUCAAAGAGGAAAUCGGACGUUUCCUCUUCGCAGAGCGCCGCCCGUCACGCCUCCCCGGAGCUUCCGAGGACUCGUUCGCAGAAGCGCUUGAAACAGGAAAGAAGAGAGGAUGAAGAAGAGGAUUCGGACGCCAACGACACACAGCCCAAGGCGAGGAAACGGCGACGGAACGGCACAUUUCGUCCCCUGGCAGAAAGCGAAGAUGAGCUUGCGGAUGAUCCCCCAUCCCAGCCAACGGGGUCCGACGAUCAACCUUCGAGCAAAGACCAACAACUUCGGGAAAAGAGGGCUCCGCUCUGCAACUCAGGCGUCAGCAAUACGGAUCCUACGGUCUCCGAGCCUGCAGGUGCGGACAGGGCAGUCAAUGUACACGGAAAAUCUGCGGAAAAGCUGGCGUCAGAACGAGGGCUUGGUCCAUUCGAGCGGCAGCGCUUGGAGAAGUACGCGAGCAUGCUCUUCAAAGACAUCUCGACUGCCGUUGGGCGAUGCCGCGAGCGGGUGGCGGAGAUGUCAGACGAUGCAGGACUGCUUGCGCUCGAAAGCACCCUUGAAGUGCUUGUGAGCGAUCUAGCAAAGCUGACAGCGGUAGAUCACCAAGCCAACGAGGCAGCUCAGGUCUACUGGUUCGUACCGCAGGUAACCGAGUAUCUGCAGCGUAUUCGUCUCGAGUGCCAGCUGGUGCAAGAGCGACAAGAGCCUCCCGCAGCUGGACCUGGGUGGACCGGGAAGGAGCUCAAAGCUAGACACGUUGCUUCGGCUUUGGCAUGCGAAACGCUCUUUGACCGGUGCUUGAGCCUCAUCUCGAUGCACGAGAACGAGAAGUAG